GGUUGGUUACUUUCAAAGUAACACGUGUUGCAUGAUCAAGCAGUACGUACGUACGGAGUGGCCGCAUAUGAGCGAGAACGGAAGGCAACGGAUAACAAGAUUCCUGAUCAAUAUUCCCCGAGUACGAGUCGACACAAAAGCUUAACCAACCACGAGUGAUCAGAGACAACGAGAAGCCUAACGAUCUAUCAGAGCCGCGGGCGUUGCAAAGGAACAAAAAGACGGCCACGACAAUGAUCAGUGUGUCACGAUACAUGCGAUCCUUGGCCGUAUAUAAGACGGGGACGGACCGCGAAUCGGGCAAAAACGCGACUGCGAUUUCGUUCGACACAGACGACAUGGAUAAGAGUGCUCUGUUUUUCCUCCUCUGUGCACUGAUAGUGCUCGUUGACGCGAAACCAUAUCCAAGGCCUGACGAGAGUGAUGGAGAAUUGCUGGCGGCAAGAGACACUCAUUACCCUUACGUAUUUUGGGUCGGCAGACCAUUCUAUGACCAAGACGAUGAUUACGGUGAUAAUACGUAUCGAAGUUCUUCAGCCAAUAGGAAAUCUUCAAUAUCGUUAUCUGACGUCGGAGCGGGAUGGGGUCGUUGAAAAACAUUCACCGAUGUUCUUCGAUUUGUUGAAAACCACCGAUUGAUGACAUAACCAGUGUCACAAAUUUAUAAAUAUACACUAAUGGACCGAUCGGCUAUCAUUAGUUCGUAAAUUAUUAAUCCUGAUUGAGGACGAUUGAACUGACACUGUAAAUUAAUAAUAAGCUAGUAAUACAUGCAUACGAAUUGUAUAACAGAAUUUUGUACUUUAAUACGUGAUUGUAUUAAACUGAUAUAUUUCACUGCCUAA
This is a messenger RNA of Ceratina calcarata, 845 nucleotides long. RefSeq lists its product as uncharacterized. The transcript has 5 exons. The record is from RefSeq and is a predicted model, not a curated record. NCBI's taxonomy places the organism in Eukaryota, Metazoa, Arthropoda, Insecta, Hymenoptera, Apidae. The coding region runs from base 234 to 593 and encodes 119 amino acids.